This is a messenger RNA of Pipistrellus nathusii (Nathusius's pipistrelle), 2025 nucleotides long. The record is from the annotation of a GenBank genome assembly. Lineage: Eukaryota; Metazoa; Chordata; Mammalia; Chiroptera; Vespertilionidae.
AUGAAAAAGAAUUUUUCUUUUCUGAGAAGUCCCAGCAUGGAGGCCAUGGACUCCCCCACCAGUCCUGGGAGCAGUGGUGUGGGAACCAGAAUCCCCCACUAUGAGGACCAGCACAUGGGAGAGAUCCACAAAGCUGCCAGCGUGGGCAACCUGCAGAGAGUGAAGCAAAUCCUAUUGUUCAGGAAAAGUAUUCGGAAUUGUAGGGACAUGAUGAGCAGGACUGCUCUGCACGUGGCCAGUGGCAGUGGCCAUCCAGAAGUGGUGAGACUGCUAGCACGCAGACAUUGCCUAUUGAACCUCUGUGAUAUAGACAACAAAACUGCUCUGAUUCACGCCAUACAAUGUGAGCAAGAAGAAUGUGCCACCAUUCUACUAGACCAUGGUGCCGACCCAAAUGUGACGGACAUCCACGGCAACACUGCUCUCCACUAUGCUAUCCUUGGUACCAACACAGCUAUAGUGGAAAAGCUACUUUCCUGUAUGGCAAAUAUGGAAGCGAGAAACAAGAAGGACUUGACACCACUUUCAUUUGCCAAAAAUGAAAACAAAGAGAAAAUGGUGCAAUUUUUAGUAACUAGAGGUUCAAAAGUUCAUCCAAUGGAAAGCAACCAACAACCAACUUUUGAAAAAAAAGAAAAAAGAGGACCUUUGGAGCCUUCUAAAAGUAACAAUCUUGUAUGUGACAUAUCUGAAGAAGACGCUUUAUGCAGCAAACGUCAAAUUGCUGUCUCAUGUCCUACAUCAGACAAUGCAGUCUUGAAGGUUGAAGAAAAGAAGGAACAGAAAAUUAGUAAGAGGGAAAAGUCAGAAAACAUGUUUGAUGUAGCUGAUGAUGACACUGACAGUCAGAAAAGCAACAGUGAACAAAAUGAUAAGCACCAGUUUCCUAUUGUGCAAAAUGAAGAUUCUAAUAGAUCAACAUUACAGAAAGAAAAAGAGAAGAGACGAAAAGCUGAUCUCUUAUAUCCAAAAAAUACAGCGCACUUAAGGAAAAAAGAAGGGCAGCCCAUGAAAGCUGUUGAAAUGAACCCCAAAGUUGAAAACAAAAUAGGAACACAAGUCAUGGCCCUGAAGACUGUAAGAGGGAAUAAUGUUUCUGAUAGUUAUGAAAAAGAAAAACCUCUGAUACAUGAAAAUUGCAUCUUGAAGGAUGAAAUUGCCAAGCUAACACUGGAACUAGUCUCAGUAAAAAAUCAGAUGCAGGAAUUGGAAAAAAAAUAUUUUGAGGACAUUGUGAUUGUCAAAGAAAAAAAUGACCAUUUUCAAAAGACAAUAACAGAAACACUACUUCAACACAAUGAGCAGUUUGAAGUUCUGAGAGCUGAGCUUACAAAGCUAAGCACUAAACUGGAGGAUGAACAACAAAACAGAGGAAGACUGGAAGCAGAAGGUGACUCAUACAAUUCUAGAAGGGCUACUGUUAUACAGUACCAUGAGCAUUGUCAGACUUCAAAAGGAGAUCUACAAGUUGCUUUCAAGAAAGAGAAAGAAGAAUAUUUUUGUUCCCAGGGCAAAAAGAACUCUGAUAUGUCUGACAUAAAGCAUAGCAUUGAGAUUCUUUCUCAACAACUUUCUAAAUUUGAAAGUAAAUUCAGUCACCUGGAAAUUGAGCUUCGUUCCACAAAAGAUGCUCUCAGAGAUAGGACAUUUGUUUUACAAGGUGGAGAAGGAGACCAAAGCCAAGCACAUAGUCAAAAGAAGGAAAUUGAACACGUGUAUCAACAGGAACAAGGUAAAGUGGAUAAAGACACCGGAAAGCAGGAAUUUUUACAGGAGACCAUACCUCACCUGCAGGGUGAAAAUAAGUUCCUUCAAAAGCAACUGGAUGAGGCUCACCACAAAGCUGAGAAGAAUAUUAAAACCAAAGAUCAGUUGGCAGAUACCAUAAAAAUACUUCAAGCCAACAGUGAAAAGCAAGGUCUUAUGCUGAAGGAAACAUGUAAGGAACUAAUCAAGGAAUGGCAUCUUUUAAAAGAAAACACACAUCAGUAUGAAAAUGAUAAAGCAGAAAGAAAUAAUGUGUGA